This is a messenger RNA of Gryllus bimaculatus (two-spotted cricket), 9537 nucleotides long. Lineage: Eukaryota; Metazoa; Arthropoda; Insecta; Orthoptera; Gryllidae. The record is from the annotation of a GenBank genome assembly.
AUGGGCGCGGGGCUGUCGGGCCCCAGCGUCGAGGCCGUCGGCAACGAGAUGUUCGACGCCGAGUGCCUCAAGCUCAUCAACGAGUACUUCUACGGCGUGCGCAUCUUCCCCGGCCAGGACCCCACGCACGUGUACGUGGGCUGGGUCACCACGCAGUACCACCUGCACAGCCAGGCCUUCAGCCAGGCCAACGUGCGCCGCGCCUCCGUCGAGGUCACCGACGACUACGGGCGCAUGGAGCCUGAUACAAAGCUCUUCCCUGCCAUUUUCGUGGAGGCGACCAGCAAGGAAAUCCUGCAGAUUGAGUUGGGCCGCACAUCAACUACAUUGCCUCUGUCUGCAGCUGUGUUGCAGAACUCAGAACGCCAUGUUAUCCCACAGUUCCCGCCGCGCCUGAAGGUGCAGUGCCUGAAGCCGCACCAGUGGGCGCGCGUGCCCAACCAGGCGCUGCAGGUGCACGCGCUCAAGCUGUCGGACGUGCGCGGCUGGUCCAUGCUGUGCGAGGACCCGGUCUCCAUGCUGGCGCUGCACCUGCCCGAGGAGGACCGCUGCAUGGACAUCCUCGAGCUAAUCGAGAUGGAGCGCCUGCUCAGCUUCCACGCGCACACGCUGACGCUGUACGCGGCGCUGUGCUACCAGAGCAACUACCGCGCGGCGCACGCGCUGUGCCGCCACGUGGACCAGAAGCAGCUGCUGUACGCCAUCUGCUCCGAGUACCUGUCGGGGCCCCUGCGCCAGGGCUUCUACGACCUCCUCAUCGCGCUGCACCUCGAGUCGCACGCCAACACCAUGGAGGUGUGCAAGAACGAGUACAUCAUUCCGCUGGGGCCCGAGCUGAAGGAGCUGUACGAGGACCCCGACAUGGGCCACAGCCUGCGCUCGCUCAAGACGGAGAGCGUGCGGCCCCAGAUGAAGAUGACGGAAAUCACGGACAACAUCGAGAACAUUCGCACGUUGUACAGCCCACACUUCCCGCUGGACGUGGUGAAGAACUACGUGAUGGCGGCGCUGGACGAGGCUGUGCAGAUCAACCAGGUGCACAACAGAGACCCCAUCGGAGGCUCCAACGAGAACCUUUUCUUGCCUCUGUUGAAGCUGGUUGAUCGUUUACUUCUAGUAGGCAUGUUGACGGACGAAGAUGUUGAAAAGUUGCUCAUCAUGGUGGAUCCUGAGACCUGGGAUCCGACCUUUGAAAAGGAUGGCAAGGACGAGCACCGCAAGGGCUUGCUGCACAUGAAGAUGGCGGAGGGCGCCAAGUUGCAGAUGUGCUACCUGCUGCACCACUUGUGCGACACGCAGCUGCGCCAUCGAGUGGAGGCCAUCAUUGCCUUCAGCCACGACUUCGUGGGAGACCUGCAGGCGUCGGACCUGCCGUCGGCGGUGGCCGCCAAGAAGACGCGCGAGUUCCGCUGCCCGCCGCGCGAGCAGAUGAACGCCAUCCUCAGCUUCAAGAACCUGCCCGAGGACGACAAGGAGAACAUGCCGUGCGGCGAGGAGCUCAUCGAGGCUCUGUCGUCCUUCCACGGCGACCUCCUGGGCAAGGUGUCGCUCAACGCCCUCCAGGAGCCCGAGGAGUCCGAGCGCCUGUACAACUUCAUCAACGCAGUCAAGGAGCUGGAGGAGGAGCCCAAACCACCCGAGGAACCACCGCGCAAGACCCCUGAGGAGAUCUUCAGGAAGGUCCUCAUCAAAACCAUCGUGCGAUGGGCCGAGGAGUCUCAGAUCGAAACCUCGAAGCUGUACGACACCGUGGGCGAGCUGAUCCGCGCGCUCAAGAAGACCUACAUCAUCAACAGCAAGACGAAGGGCGACGUGGCGCUCAUGUGGGUGGGGCUCAGCCAGAUCCGCGCGCUGCUGCCCGUGCAGAUGUCGCAGGACGAGGAGGAGCUCAUGCGAGAGAGGCUCUGGAAGCUGGUGAACAACCACACGUUCUUCCAGCACCCGGACCUGAUCCGCAUCCUGCGCGUGCACGAGAACGUGAUGGCGGACACCUCCCACGAGAUGGUGGUGGCGUGCUGCCGCUUCCUGUGCUACUUCUGCCGCACGUCGCGCCAGAACCAGAAGGCCAUGUUCGACCACUUCUCCUUCCUGCUGGAGAACAGCAACAUCCUGCUGUCUCGGCCGUCGCUGCGCGGCUCCACGCCGCUCGACGUGGCCUACUCCUCCCUCAUGGAGAACACGGAGCUGGCGCUGGCGCUCAGGGAGCACUACCUGGAAAAGAUCGCCAUCUACCUGUCGCGGUGCGGGCUGCAGUCCAACUCGGAGCUGGUGGAGAAGGGCUACCCGGACCUGGGCUGGGAUCCGGUGGAGGGCGAGCGCUACCUGGACUUCCUGCGCUUCUGCGUCUGGGUCAACGGCGAGAGCGUGGAGGAGAACGCCAACCUGGUGAUCCGCCUGCUCAUCCGCCGGCCCGAGUGCCUGGGGCCCGCGCUGCGCGGCGAGGGCGAGGGCCUGCUGCGCGCCAUCAUCGACGCCAACAAGAUGUCGGAGCGCAUCGCGGAGCGGCGCAAGCUGCUGGACGAGGCCGAGGGCACGACGGCGGCGCUGGGCUUCGAGCACCCGCUCCCCGAGGGCGAGGACGACGAGGACUACAUCGACACGGGCUCCGCCAUCCUCAACUUCUACUGCACGCUCGUCGACCUGCUGGGCCGCUGCGCCCCCGACUUCGCCGUCAUCCUGCAGGGCAAGAACGAGUCGCUGCGCGCGCGCGCCAUCUUGCGUUCGCUGGUGCCGCUGGAGGACCUGCAGGGCGUGCUGUCGCUGCGCUUCACGCUGAUGCAGCCGGCGGCGGGCGAGGACCGGCCCAAGAGCGACAUGCCGUCGGGCCUGCUGCCCAUCAACAAGCAGAGCAUCGUGCUGUUCCUGGAGCGCGUGUACGGCAUCGAGACGCAGGAGCUCUUCUUCCGCCUGCUGGAGGAGGCCUUCCUGCCCGACCUGCGCGCCGCCACCAUGCUCGGCCGGAACGACGGGUACGAGUCGGACAUGGCGCUGGCCAUGAACCGCUACAUCGGCAACGCCAUCCUACCGCUGCUCAUCAAGCACGCCAAGUUCUACAGCGACGCCGACGCCUGGGCGUCGCUGCUCGACGCCACGCUGCACACCGUGUACCGCCUCUCCAAGAACCGCAUGCUCACCAAGGGCCAGCGCGAGUGCGUCUCCGACUUCCUCGUCGCCCUCACCAGCCAGAUGCAGCCCAGCAUGUUGCUGAAGCUGCUGCGCAAGCUCACAGUGGACGUGUCCAAGCUCACGGAGUACACCACCGUCGCCCUCAGACUGCUGAUGCUACACUACGAGCGCUGCGCCAAGUACUACGGCGCGUCGUCGGGCCUCGUGUCGUCCAGCGACGAGGAGAAGCGUCUCACCAUGAUGCUCUUCUCCAACAUCUUCGACUCCCUCUCCAAGAUGGCGCUGCCCUGCCUGACGGCCAUCGGCUGCGCGCUGCCGCCCGACUACUCGCUCUCCAAGAACUACGACGACAUGUGGGACGGCGCCAACGACUCGGCGGACCCCGACGGGCCGUACCAGCCCAAGCCCAUCAACACCGGCACCGUGGUGCUGACCAACGAUAUGAACAACAUCGUGCAGAAGUUCUCCGAGCACUACCACGACGCGUGGGCCAGCCGCAAGCUGGAAAGCGGCUGGACGUACGGCGAGCAGUGGUCCGACUCCAACAAGACGCACCCGCGCCUCAAGCCCUACAGUAUGCUCAACGACUACGAGAAGGAGCGCUACAAGGAGCCCGUGCGGGAGUCGCUGAAGGCGCUGAUAGCGCUGGGCUGGACGGUGGAGCACAGCGAGACGGACCUGCCCUCCAACAACCGCAACUCCACCCGACGCGCCUCCAAGGCCGCUCCCCUGGUGCCCUACGACCUGCUGACGGACAAGGAGAAGCGCAAGGACCGCGAGCGCUCGCAGGAGUUCCUCAAGUACAUGCAGUACCAGAGCUUCAAGCUGCACCGGCCCACGCGCGGGCCCGCGGGCGCGGAGGCCGAGCAGGGCGCGCAGGGGGCGGCCGUCGAGCUGCGCUUCGCCUACUCGCUGCUGGAGAAGCUCAUCCAGUACCUGGACACGGCCUCCAUCAACAUGAAGCUGCUCAAGCCCUCCACCACCUUCAGCCGGCGCAACUCCUUCAAGACGUGCACCCGAAGACAUCAAGUUCUUCGCCAGGUUACCGUGGUCCUUCCUCCAACUAACCUCCUGACUGCUCACCUUCCACGACUUUCAUGCCGGGCGCAAACUCCUUCAAGACGUGCAACCCAGACAUCAAGUUCUUCUCCAAGGUUAACGUGGUCCUUCUCCAACCCUCCACCACCUUCAAGCCGCGCGCAACUCCUAGACGUUGCACCCGCGACUCAAGUACGUGGUCCUUCCUCAAUCCCUCCACCAACCUUCAGCCGGCGCAACUCCUUCAAGACGUGCACCCGCGACAUCAAGUUCUUCUCCAAGGUGGUGCUGCCGUUGAUGGAGAAGUACUUCAGCACGCACCGCAACUACUUCAUCGCCGUGGCCACCGCCACCAACAACGUGGGCGCGGCGUCGCUCAAGGAGAAGGAGAUGGUCGCCAGUUUGUUCUGCAAGUUGGCAUCCCUGCUGCGCUCCCGCCUGGCCGCCUUCGGCGCGGAUGUGCGCAUCACGAACUGCCCCGAGUUCAUCCGAACCUCCAUGCUUACAUUCUUCAACAACACGGCGGAUGAUCUUAAUCAUACCAUCCAGAAUUUGCAAGAGGGCAAGUACAGCCACCUGCGCGGCACGCACCUCAAGACGUCCACGUCGCUGUUCUACGUGAACUGCGUGGUGCUGCCCGUGCUCACCGCCAUGUUCGACCACCUGGCGGCGUGCGAGUAUGGCAGCGACCUGCUGCACGUGCUGGCGCGCAUGGAGCAGAGCAUGCCGACGCUGGAGGCCGUGCUGGCCGAGGUCGACGCGUUCGCCGAGUCGGACAAGACGCACGUGGACGCGCCGCACAUCAUCGACGUCAUCCUGCCGCUGCUGUGCUCCUACCUGCCCUUCUGGUGGGCGCAGGGCCCCGACAACGUCAGCCCGCAGGAGGGCGCGCACGUGUCCAUGGUGACGGCCGACCACAUGAACCAGCUGCUCAAGAACGUGCUCAAGCUCAUCAAGAAGAACAUCGGCAACGAGAACGCGCCCUGGAUGACCCGCAUCGCCGCAUACACCCAGCAGAUCAUCAUCAACUCGUCGGAGGAGCUCCUCAAAGACCCGUUCCUGCCGCUGGUGGAACGGGUCAAGAAGCGCACGGACAACAUGUUCCACAAGGAGGAGUCGCUGCGAGGCUUCAUCAAGUCAGCCACCGACGACACGUCGCAGGUGGAGUCGCAGAUCCAAGAGGACUGGCAGCUGUUGGUGCGAGACAUCUACGCCUUCUACCCUCUGCUCAUCAAAUACGUUGACUUGCAACGCAACCACUGGAUGCGGAACAACGUUGCUGAAGCGGAGGAUCUGUACAACAACGUGGCGGACAUCUUCAACAUCUGGUCCAAGUCCCAGUACUUCAUCAAGGAGGAGCAGAACUUCAUCUCGGCGAACGAGAUCGACAACAUGACGCUGAUCAUGCCGACGGCGACGCGGCGGUCGGCGGCGGUGCCCGAGGGCGGCGCGGCGGCGGGCGGCGGCGGCAAGAAGAAGAAGAAGCACCGCGACAAGAAGCGCGACAAGGACAAGGAGCUGCAGGCCAGCCUCAUGGUGGCCUGCCUCAAGCGCCUGCUGCCCGUCGGCCUCAACCUCUUCGCCGGCCGCGAGCAGGAGCUGGUGCAGCUGACGCUGCCCGACAAGAUCGACCCUGCGGACGAGAUGUCGUGGCAGCACUACCUCUACUCCAAGCUGGGCACGCAGGGGGCCGUGGCCGAGGACGGCAAGCCGCCCAAGGUGGAGGACGUGGUGGAGCGCAUCGUCGCCAUGGCCAAGGUUCUCUACGGCCUGCACAUGCAAGCCACGAAGCAGGCGCCCAGCCGCUCGGGGUGGAAGCGCGUGCUGUCGGCAGCUCGCAAGCGCGCCGCCAUCGCCUGCCUGCGCUCCGAGCCGCUGUACACGCUGCGCAGGCAUCGCGCCAUUAACAUCUUCAUCCGGUCGUAUUACGAGAUGUGGCUGGAAGAAGAGAACGUAGGCCAGGAGGUCAUGAUUGAAGAUCUGACGCAAUCGUUCGAGGACGCGGAGCUGAAGAAGCAGGACAAGGAGGAGGAGGAGAACAAGCCGGAUCCCUUGAACCAGCUCGUGACCACCUUCUGCCGCGGCGCCAUGACGGAGCGCUCGGGGGCGCUGCAGGAGGACGUGCUCUACAUGUCGUACGCGGAGAUCGCGGCCAAGUCGUGCGGCGAGGAGGAGGAGGAGGGUGGCGAGGAGGAAGGCGGCGAGGAGGAGGGCGGCGCGUCCAUCCACGAGCAAGAGAUGGAGAAGCAAAAGCUGCUGUUCCACCAGGCGCGACUGGCCAACAGGGGCGUCGCCGAGAUGGUGCUGCUGCACAUUUCCGCCUGCAAGGGCCUGCCCAGCGACAUGGUGAUGAACACCUUGAAGCUGGGCAUCUCCAUCUUGAGAGGCGGCAACUCCGACAUUCAGAUGGAGUCCAUCAUGGACUUCUACUGGCACUACUCGAGCAAGGAGCUCAUCGACCCCGCGGGCAAGGCCAACUUCUUCAAGGCCAUUGGCGUCGCCAGUCAGGUGUUUAACACCCUCACUGAGGUCAUCCAAGGCCCUUGCACGCAGAACCAGCAAGCUCUGGCACAUUCCAGGUUGUGGGACGCAGUUGGCGGUUUCUUGUUCUUGUUCUCGCACAUGCAGGAUAAACUUUCCAAACAUUCUAGUCAGGUUGAUCUCUUGAAGGAACUACUGAAUCUCCAGAAGGACAUGAUUACUAUGAUGUUGUCCAUGCUUGAAGGUAACGUUGUAAAUGGUACGAUUGGUAAGCAGAUGGUGGACACGCUGGUCGAGUCUGCAUCCAAUGUGGAAUUGAUCCUGAAAUACUUCGAUAUGUUCUUGAAGUUGAAGGAUUUGACUGAGUCGGCGAGCUUCCUGGAGGUCGAUGCCAACAAAGAUGGUUGGAUUACUGAGAAGGAUUUCAAAGAUAAGAUGGAACAACAAAAGAGCUACACACCGGAGGAAAUCGAAUUUCUGCUUACGUGCUGCGAAACCAACCACGAUGGCAAAAUCGACUACAUUACGUUCACCGACAAAUUCCACGAACCCGCCAAGGAAAUCGGUUUCAACUUGGCUGUGCUGCUUACCAACCUGUCGGAGCACAUGCCCAACGAGCCUAGGUUAGCGCGGUUCCUGGAGACCGCGGGCUCCGUGCUCAACUACUUCGAGCCGUUCCUCGGCCGCAUUGAGAUCAUGGGCGGCAGCAAGCGCAUCGAGCGGGUGUACUUCGAGAUCAAGGAGUCCAACAUCGAGCAGUGGGAGAAACCGCAGAUCAAGGGCGGCGACAAGGAGAAGCUGGAGGCGUUCGUCAACUUCUGCGAGGACGCCAUCUUUGAGAUGACGCACGCGAGCGGGCUGAUGGCGGUGGAGGAGAGCGGCGGCGGUAGCAAGGUGCGCGAGGCCCAAUACACCUACCUGGGCGACGACGACGAGGAAAGGUCGGGCAAGGACCCGUUCCGGCGCGGCCUGCAGGCUGUCAAGGACGGGCUGUCCUUCAGCCUGGCCUUCCUCAAGCCCAGCAACCUCAAGACGCGCAUCGCCGAGAUGCAGCAGAUGACCUUCCCCGAGAUCAUCCAGGAGGAGCCCAAGGAAGAGCCGCAGGAGGAGGAGCGGGCGCCGUUGCGGGUGCUGCCCGCGCUGCCGGGCACGCCCGACGAGCCCACGGCGCCGUCGCAGAUGCAGGCGUUCGGCCUCGACAUCACCAAGGAGGACAACGGACAGUUCCACAUGGCGCCGCACGAGAGCGCGCCGCCGUCGCCGCAGUCCAGCCUGGAGGAGGGCGGCGAGUCGACGCCGGAGGAGGCCGGCGAGGAGCACGCCAAGGCGGAGGGCGCCGAGGGCGAGGCGCCGCCCACCCUCGCCGACCUCCUUGGCGGCGAGGCGGCGCGAAAGGCUGCGGCGGCGACGGCGGAGGCGGCGGCGCAGCAGCAGGCGGCCAUGGCGGCGGUCGAGGCCGAGAACAAGCAGGAGGUGGUGACGGAGCCUUCGGCCGUGUCGCAGGUGACGACGCUGGGCGAGGACGAGGAGGACGGCGGCGCGAGCGGCGCGGCGGCGUCGGGCGAGGAGCUGGCGGAGCUGCUGGAGGAGCUGAGCGCGGAGGCGGCGGCCAACUCGACGGAGGCGGCGAGCGGGGAGCUGGGCGGCGGCUCGGCCGAGGACGACGAGGACCCCAUCGAGCUGGUGCACGUGGACCACGACUUCUUCUACAUGGAGCACGUGCUGCGGCUCAUGGCGGCGCUGCACUCGCUCGUUCCUCUGGCUAUCUUCAAGCGCGAGAAGGAGAUCGCCCGAAGGCUGGAGUUUGACGGCCUGUACAUCGCCGAACAGCCUGAGGACGACGACAUCAAGUCGCACUGGGACAAACUCGUCAUAUCGGCCAAAUCAUUCCCCGUUAACUACUGGGAUAAAUUCGUAAAGAAGAAGGUGCGUCAAAAGUACAGCGAGACGUAUGACUUCGACUCCAUCAGCAACCUCCUUGGCAUGGAAAAGACGUCAUUCAGCUCGCAAGAAUCAGAGGGCUCUGGCUUCAUCAACUUCAUUCUGAAUAUUGACUGGAGGUAUCAAGUUUGGAAACUUGGAGUCACCGUUACAGAUAACUCGUUCCUGUACAGCUUGUGGUACUUCACGUUCUCCGUGAUGGGCAACUUCAACAGGUUCUUCUUCGCUGCCCACUUGCUGGAUGUGGCUGUCGGCUUCAAGACGCUGCGUACGAUCUUGCAAUCCGUCACACACAACGGCAAACAGUUGGUGUUGACGGUAAUGCUGCUCACGAUUAUAGUGUACAUAUAUACGGUGGUAGCCUUCAACUUCUUCCGAAAGUUUUACGUGCAAGAAGAAGACGACGAAGUGCAUAAAAAAUGUCACGAUAUGUUAACGUGCUUCAUCUUCCAUCUCUACAAAGGAGUCAGAGCUGGUGGAGGAAUCGGUGACGAGAUCGAACCUCCAGAUGGUGACGACUACGAAGUCUACCGCAUUCUCUUUGACAUCACUUUCUUCUUUUUCGUCAUCGUCAUCCUGCUGGCUAUCAUUCAGGGUUUGAUCAUUGACGCCUUUGGUGAACUUCGAGACCAGCUCGAGAGCGUCAAGGAAGACAUGGAGUCCAACUGCUUCAUAUGCGGCAUAGGCAAAGACUACUUCGACAAAGUGCCGCACGGGUUCGACACACACGUGCAGCAGGAACACAACCUCGCCAAUUACAUGGACUUAUCAGAAGACAAUGUUUGUUUUUGUAUAAAGAGAAAAUUUUUUGAGAUGAUAAAUAAAAAAACUGUUUUAAACAUUGUAAUAAAUUGUUCUUUAUUGGUCCCUAUUAUUGUUUUUACUACCCCAUUAUGUUUUAAACCAUGUGGAAAUUGUUUUAUUGCAUUACUAAACAAAAUAUUACCAUAA